Leptidea sinapis is the source of this 1459-nucleotide messenger RNA. RefSeq names its product polyprenol reductase. The record is from RefSeq and is a predicted model, not a curated record. Gene Ontology annotation, molecular function: 3-oxo-5-alpha-steroid 4-dehydrogenase activity. Gene Ontology annotation, biological process: dolichol-linked oligosaccharide biosynthetic process; polyprenol catabolic process. The coding region runs from base 398 to 1312 and encodes 304 amino acids. Gene Ontology annotation, cellular component: endoplasmic reticulum. NCBI's taxonomy places the organism in Eukaryota, Metazoa, Arthropoda, Insecta, Lepidoptera, Pieridae. The transcript has 4 exons.
AAACAAUUCCUAUCUUUAUGUUAUUGAUAAACGAAAACGAGGAUUUUCGAAUUGAUAAAAAUGAGAUAGUAUAAAAUUAUAGAUUAUUCCUUUUACGUUUAGUAGUUUAAUGCAUUUUUUCUGAUUUUCAAGAAAAUUUCCUAUUUGUAAUGUGCUGUUAUGACACAAUCACAAAUUAUGCUGAAAAAGUCAUAUUUCACAAUUUAUUAUGAGAUACAGCAAAGCCAACCCAUGGAAUGGAUGCUGCAAGAAUAGAUGUGAGAACGAGCAGAGAAAUACUGUUAACUCUGUAGUCUAUACCGUUAGGUCGAAGUUAUGCCCUACUUUCUUUACUUUCACAUUAUAUCCAACUGUUAACUUACUGGUUUACUUUUCGUAAGGACUUCAAAGCUUAAGGAUGUUAAACAUCUUAGACCUUGGGUUUCUCGGCUUAUCAAUCACCGUCACCUGUACAGGGUUCCUGAUAAGUAACUAUGAAAAGCAUGUGCCUGCAUUUAUAAUAAAAGGUUUCAAAUAUGGUUCCUUUGCUUAUCAAGGCUCGGGAGCCAAUUAUUUACAAAUAAUUGAAAUGCCGAAAGCCUUUUACAGACAUUUCUAUGCAUUUGCAUCUAUGUUUAGUACAGUUACAUUACUUUAUGCAUUCUUGGUGUACUUUACUGGACUAAGUGUUCAUAGCUAUGUUGUGUUCAUAUUGAAGUUGAUCCUGGAGCAAGAACAGCCAUCAGUUUCAGUUGUAGCUGCAUGCAUUGGUCUCGUAUUACUGACAAUACAGUGCAUUAGAAGAUGCUAUGAGACUUACUGUCUGCAAGUAUUUGCCAAAUCCAGUAAGAUGAACCUGAGUCAUUAUUUGGCAGGGCUGGUUCAUUACUUUGCUGUUAUUGUUGCAGCUGUUGGUCAAGCUCCAUUAUUUUGUGGAAAUCAGGAUAGAUCAAAAAUAUUAUGGAUUGAUACUUGGACCAAAAUGAUAUCAAUUCCAUGCGUUUUAAUAUUUCUGUGGGCAGGAUAUGAACAAUAUCAAAGCAAUAUGAUCUUUGCUAAGUUACGGAAGGAUAAAUUGGGUAAUAUUGUAACCGAGUCGCAUAGAAUACCUCAUGGAAGACUCUUUGAAAGAGUGUCAAGUCCACAUAGACUUUGUGAGAUUAUCAUGUAUACUGUAUUAAUCCUCUUAGUACCCACAAGGACAUAUUUUUGCAUUUAUUUAUGGGUAAUCUGCAAUCAGGUACAAACCGCAAUUCAAGCACAUGUAUGGUACAAUAAGACGUUCAAAGAAUAUCCCAAAAAUAGGACCGCUGUCUUCCCAGGGAUUUUGUAAACUUAUUAUAGUUCAAAGCUCUGCAUUUAUCAGACAUACGAGACAAAUAAUUUAUUAAUAUAUUUAUUUUGUUAGUGAUAUAAGUUGAAAAAUAAUAAAUUUGUAAGAACAUGAGAAUUACAGGGUAUUUCUUACAAAUUAAGAAAA